CUCAAAGCAACACCCUUGAUAGAACUUUUGGUUCAACUGUAGCUUCUAUGCUACCUCUGACGACUCCAAACACUGGUGCCCAUUCAGUUCCCGUGAGAGAUCAAGGCUUACUUGUUGUGAGACAAGUGGAGGAUGAUAAUAGCUGUCUUUUUAAUGCAGUUGCAUAUAUUCUUGAUCCUGACAAGAAGAACAAUAUCAAGGCUCUCCGCCAGGUUGUUUCAGACGCUAUAGAGGCGAAUUCGGAUACAUAUUCCGAAGCUAUUCUAGGGCGUCCACGGAAGGAAUAUUGUGAUUGGAUUCAAAGGGAUAACAGCUGGGGUGGUGCUAUUGAACUGUCGAUCUUUUCUGAGUACUAUAAGAUUGAAAUCGAUAGCAUUGAUGUAUCAACAAAUCGAGUUGAUCGCUUUGGUGAGGGACAUUAUAGCCAAAGAGCACUGGUGAUGUAUAGCGGCAUCCAUUACGAUGCACUUGCUCUCACUCCAGAAUUGGGUGCCCCUACAGAGUGCGACCAGACGCAAUUCGAUGUCAAGCUCGAGGAUAUUAUUACUGCAGGCAUUCAACUUGCCGCAAAGCUGAAGAAGGUACAGAAUUGCAGGGUACGAGCGACAUUAUCAUCAUACACAAAAGCCCUCGCCAUACUCCAUGAAGCAAGUCGAUUAAUUAACAAUUUGUAAUAGGAGCACAAAUAUACUGACUUAGCAACAUUCACGCUCCGGUGUUCGAUUUGUCAUAUGGGAUUAAAGGGUCAGAAAGAUGCCCAGCAACAUGCGCAAGAAACCCUGCAUACAGCAUU
This is a messenger RNA of Lobosporangium transversale, 793 nucleotides long. RefSeq lists its product as hypothetical. Gene Ontology annotation, molecular function: cysteine-type deubiquitinase activity. Gene Ontology annotation, cellular component: cytosol; nucleus. Gene Ontology annotation, biological process: protein deubiquitination; endoplasmic reticulum unfolded protein response. The record is from RefSeq and is a predicted model, not a curated record. NCBI's taxonomy places the organism in Eukaryota, Fungi, Mortierellomycota, Mortierellomycetes, Mortierellales, Mortierellaceae. The transcript has 7 exons. Bases 48 to 674 code for a protein of 208 amino acids.